AUGGCCAUAACAAUCAGCAACAAAGUUAAGACAAAAGGAAUCAAAAAGAAGCUUAAGCUUACGAAGAUUCCGAUUACAAGAACUAAGCGACCAAUAAAUAGUAUUUCAGCAUCUUCUAAAUUAACUUUUUGCAAAAUUUGUUCCAAAAGUUUUGAAUAUCCAUCGGAAUUAAGUAAACACUUGUUAUAUCAUGAAAAUUCCCGGAAAUACAAAUGCGGACUUUGUGAAUUGAGAUUCAAAAAUAUGACCGGAUUAUCAAUACAUAAAAUACAUAUCCACACAGCAAAACAUGGAAAACCAAAUAUAACAAACAAUAUUUCACAAAAAUUCACCAGUGUUCAGUCAGGAAUCAGUAGUUUCGGUUCGCUUUUAAAUAUGUCUAACGUUUUUGAUAUCGAUGUGAGUCCAGAGACUCCAGAACUUUUAGCAAUAGCUGAAAAAGAUCUUCGCGAGACACCAGAAAUUCGUGCAAAAGGGUUAGCUGAAUUGAGAGAAUUAUUGAAGCAGAAUAGUGACAUUUACUAUUGUGAUGAAGAUGAAUUUUUGGUGCCGGUUUUGAGGACGACUCAUUGGUAUCCAGAAAGUGCAAUGAAAUUGAUCCGUCAAAUUGCUGAAUUUCGCAAGGAACACUGGAAAUUGUUGAAAGAUUUGAUGCCAGAACAAGAGAAAGUUCCAUUUAUUGAAGGCAAUCUAGUCAACAUAUUAACAAACAAAGACCAUAAGCAACGUCGCAUGCUUGUUGUUAAUGGUGGAAAAAUUUGGAAUCCUGAUCAAAUUUCUUACGAUUGCUUAUUUAGGAUGUUCUAUAUGCUUCAUAUUUUGGCACAGCUGGAAAAAACCUCACAAAUCUGUGGCUGUGUUGUCAUUUAUGAUUUUGAAGGACUUGGAAUGAAACAAAUUAAGUCAAUGUCACCAAGUUCCAUUCAACGUCUUUUGAAUUUUAUUCAAUAUGCAAUGCCAUUGAGAAUCAAAGAAAUUCAUUUUGUAAAGCAGCCAUUAAUUUUCGAGAUGGUUUGGGCACUUAUGAAGCCCUUCCUACAAGAAAAGUUGAAGAAACGUAUUCAUUUCCAUGGUGAUGAUAUGAAGAAGCUUCACAAAUUUAUCCCAGCUGACUCCUUGCCUAAGAAUUAUGGAGGCACUAUGCCUGAAAUCAAUUACUCUGGAAAAGAAUGGUAUCCACUUGUUGAAAAGUACAAUGAUUACUUCCUUAGAUACAAGGAUGUUGGAUUCAAAGACUUGAAAUAAAUGAGCAGUUGCAAUGUUUUAAUGCCAUUAAAUUGACAGCAAUGAAAUAAAAUUUUAAAAAUUUAAUUAAA
Messenger RNA from Chironomus riparius, 1316 nucleotides. The record is from the annotation of a GenBank genome assembly. NCBI's taxonomy places the organism in Eukaryota, Metazoa, Arthropoda, Insecta, Diptera, Chironomidae.